This is a messenger RNA of Fusarium coffeatum, 1458 nucleotides long. RefSeq lists its product as uncharacterized. The record is from RefSeq and is a predicted model, not a curated record. NCBI's taxonomy places the organism in Eukaryota, Fungi, Ascomycota, Sordariomycetes, Hypocreales, Nectriaceae. Gene Ontology annotation, cellular component: extrinsic component of mitochondrial inner membrane. The transcript has 3 exons. The coding region runs from base 1 to 1458 and encodes 485 amino acids. Gene Ontology annotation, biological process: mitochondrial respiratory chain complex IV assembly.
AUGCGGAGGCAAUUGGCCUCGGGAGCGACAGCCAAGCCAUGGAUGAGGAUAUCAGCCCAUCAUUACCGAAGUGUUCACUCUACUGCGAAAGAUCAGAAGCGAAAGACCACUGCGUCCGUCAACCGAGACUUUUCGACCAAUUCAACCCAGAAAUCUGAGGCCGCCGCUUCCGCAACGACCAAACCGUCUCGAUCAUCUUUACGUCUUAGUCAAGAUGACCUCUUCCAUCCAUUUUCAAAAUCACCUGUCCCUGAAUUCCGACAACGGGCUGCUUUUAUGCGACAGCACGCCUACUGCCCCCAUCCUGAUCACCAGCAAACAAAGCUCCCGACAAUUGCCCCGAAACCUGAUGACCCUGAAGCUGCAAACGGCACUCAGCCACCAGAGCAUGUGAACUUUGAGUGUCCCGACUGUGGCUUGCCUGUUUAUUGCUGCGAGGAACAUUGGAUGGACGACUACGAGAAACACCUUGAGGUCUGCGAUACUCUGCGACAGAUUAACGAAGAUGAUCACGACUUGCGAUCCGGCCGAGUGUUCGAGGAAGGCAACCUCCCUGAUCUUCAGAUGGAGCAUGCGGCUAUUAACAUGACAAACUGGGAUACUUUCAUGUACACCAGAGAGUUUGAUGCUGUCAACUCUGACCGUCAAAUGAGACAGAUUACUCGUCUUUUGACGUACCCGGUAACCAUUGGCAGUAUUCUUCAUGAACUUAGCCCAUACAGUAUCAAGGCAGGGGAGCGAAUGACCACAGAAGGACUGAAGAGUUUCAGCGCGUUGCGAUACAACCUACACCCUCCCAAGUCCGGACGAGGAACUGGUGUCGGUGAACUGAAGCCUGAAGCUCCAGCCGUGAGAGUCUUCAUCCUAGGAGCUCGCGCUGAAUCUUCGCUUCCACGACCUGCUUGGGUACAGUUGGCUCAUAUGUUCCCUGAAGCCCGACUUCAUCUCAUUUUUGUUGGGCCUGAAAGCAUGGCCAACCGUGAUGAAGAGUUCCCAUUGCCAGAGCGCACUCCUUCGAACCCUUUUGGUGCCGUAGUUGAGGAUCGUGUCUGGUUCAAGAUGAAGAUCAGCACGAUCGUGGACUAUUACCACACAAUUCACCAGACACAGCACUUUGCGCCAUAUGAUCCUUAUUUUGACUGCUUUGUGUUGUUCCACCCCGGUCUAGGCCAUCCUGCAAGCAGCCAUGAGUGGGAGGAGACUCUCCCUCUUCUGCUGGAGACCAAGGUUCCCAUCAUCAGCACAGGCUAUACCCAAUUCGAUAUGGAACGCGAUGUUGAGUGGGUGAACAAGAAGUCGAAGGGAGAGUUCGACAUUUUGUUGCAACCCGGCGAAAAUAAAUUCAGGAGUCUCAGAUGGGACCUGAACGAUAUGGACCCUCAGGAUGUCAGUUGCGGUAACUGGGGUGUCUGGGCAUUCCGUGGAAAGAGAUACGAGACGGCUACCAGGGAUGCUUGA